Messenger RNA from Gadus morhua (Atlantic cod), 6889 nucleotides. RefSeq names its product oxysterol binding protein-like 6 (gene osbpl6). The transcript is spliced from 23 exons. Lineage: Eukaryota; Metazoa; Chordata; Actinopteri; Gadiformes; Gadidae. Gene Ontology annotation, molecular function: cholesterol binding. The coding region runs from base 696 to 3464 and encodes 922 amino acids. The record is from RefSeq and is a predicted model, not a curated record. Gene Ontology annotation, cellular component: plasma membrane; cytosol; perinuclear endoplasmic reticulum.
CAGAAUUUCUUAAACAGACACAAAGAGACGAAGCUAAUUAAUCUAUCCAUUUCUUGUUAUCCAAGCUAUCCAACCAUUAUUCUUUUUUUCCCCAUGUAGUUCAGCAGUACAACAACCGAAAAGCUCCUCCCCUCCGUACGGAAAAUGCUAGAAAAGCGACCACUCUUUGAAUCCAUCCCCGGGUUUUCCAGACCACUGGCGGUCCGAUCUCCCUUUGAUCCAGCCCGGUGGUUCCUUCCCGCUCAGACCCCGUUCUUGCUGCAGGGAGGAGCGUUCUGAGCGCAGAACGGUGAGCAUCAUAGGCUGCAUUUAAGGAAACGGGCCACCACAGCACUUUUUUGACUUUCCAUAAUGUUCUAGAAUCGGCCACUAUAGGCUCUUUAUACAUUUCAAGGAGGAUGUUUGCUGUUGGGUCCACGAACGACGUUUUGCUGUGAAACCGCCGACGGUGGGAAUCUCUGGUCUAGUUCAGAGAGAGAGAGGGAGAGGGAGAGAGAGGGGGAACCUUCAAUUAUUUCCUGCGCCAAGAAUCCCAAAGACAUGGUCCUUCCAUCCAAUCUGUGAUGAGCGGGCUGUGAGCGCGAGCAGGACGUGUGCUGCCGUACUUUCCCAGAGGAUGCUGCUCUGCUGAGGGAGGACCGCCCCGGGACCCCCCCUCCCCGCCGCCCCCAGGGCCCCUCCGUCAGGGACCCAGCAUGUCGUACCACCACCAGCACUACCAGCGCCGCGCCAUGAGCUCCGAGGAGAGGUGCGCCACGCCGGUCAACAAGAUCUCCACGCCGACGCACAAGAGCGCCUCCUCCUCCUCCUCUUCGCAGCGUGACAGCCGACAGGAGGCCGACAGCUGGGAGAUCAUCGAGGGCCUGAAGAUAGGCCAGAGCAACGUGCAGAGACCGGACAAACACGAGGGCUUCAUGCUGAAGAAGCGGAAAUGGCCGCUGAAAGGCUGGCACAAGCGGUUCUUCGUUCUGGACAAUGGGAUGCUGAAGUACUCCAAGUCUCCCAUCGAUAUCCAGAGGGGUAAACUGCACGGCAGCAUCGACGUGGGGCUGUCCGUCAUGUCGGUGAAGAAGAGGGCGCGGCGCAUCGACCUGGACACCGAGGAGCACAUCUACCACCUGAAGGUCAAGUCCCAGGAGAUCUUCGACGCCUGGGUGUCCAAGCUGCGCCACCACCGGCUGUACCGGCAGAACGAGAUUGUGCGUUCCCCGCGCGACGCCACCAUCCGGAUGUUCCCCCCCCCCCCUCCGGCGCCGGCGCCCGCAGCGGCGGAGUCACCGCAGCCCCCACCCCCUGCGGUGCAUGAAGUCAAGGCUAAGCCCAGUAACCUCCCGUGGCAGCCCGUGGCCCCCAGCAGCAGCAGCAGCAGCAGCCUCCCCGCCUCCUACAGCAACGGGCAGAGCAAGGUUGCCGCCUGGCUCCAGGAGUCUGAGGAGAUGGACAAGUGUGCGGAGGAGUUGGCCCGCUGCCAGUCCAGCCUGAUGGAGCUCAGUAAGUUACUGCAGAGUCUGGAGAUUCUCCAGCGCACCCAGUCUGCCCCCAACUUCACAGACAUGCAGACCAAUUGCGUAGAGUUAUCAAAGAAAGAGAAGCGGUUGAACCGAAGAUGGAGAACAAAAAGUGUCGGGAAAGACUCUAAGUUCCAGCUCCAGGUACCCCUGUCCUCGGCCAUCCCCCCGGUCCGCCUCCACUCGUCCAACCCCAACCUGUGCGCUGAGCUGGUGGACUUCCAGGUGCCGCCGGCGCGCCACGCCGACUACGUGGAGGGGGCCGGCGACUACAUCAAGCUGCAGGAGGACUUCUGCACCAUCGCUCAGAAGGUCCAUUGCCUGCUGCGGUCGGCCUUCAACACGGUGGGCAUCGAGAAGGAGAAGAUCAAGCAGAUCCUGUCGGACCAGGAGCAGAGCAGCCAGGCCGCCCAGAUCAACACCCUCAGGAAGUCCCUGUCCCAGGCGCUGUCACAGAACGCAGAGCUACGCACGCGUCUCAGCCGCAUCCACUCCGAGUCGGUCCUGAGCGAGCAGGUGGUCAGCGUAAACAUCAUCUCCACGCCAGACGAGGGUGAACAGAUGGGGAUCCCUCUGACCCAGCAGGCCUCGAACGAGAGCCGUCUCUCCAUGUCCGAGUCGGUGUCCGAGUUCUUCGACGCCCAGGAAGUGCUCCUGUCCGCCAGCUCGUCAGAAAACGAGGCCUCAGACGAUGAGUCAUACGUCAGCGACGUGAGCGAUAACAUUUCGGAGGACAACGCCAGUGUGACCGAUAAUGUCUCCAGACAGAUGGCCAACGGCGACUUCGUGGCCAGCGCUUUCCGCAACGGACGGCGUAUCUGCCUGCCGGCGCCGUCCCCGGACACCAGCAACAUCAACCUGUGGAACAUCCUGCGCAACAACAUCGGCAAGGACCUGUCCAAGGUGUCCAUGCCGGUGGAGCUCAACGAGCCGCUCAACACGCUGCAGCACAUGUGUGAGGAGCUCGAGUACAGCGAGCUGCUGGACAAGGCCGCCGAGACGGAGGACCCCUUCGAACGCAUGGUCAUCGUCGCAGCCUUCGCCAUCUCAGGCUACUCUUCCACCUACUACCGCGCAGGAAGCAAGCCAUUUAACCCUCUACUCGGAGAGUCCUACGAAUGUAUUCGGGAGGACAAGGGCUUCUGUUUUUUCUCUGAACAAGUCAGCCAUCACCCCCCCAUCUCGGCUUGCCACUGCGAAUCCAAGAACUUCACCUUCUGGCAAGACGUGAGAUGGAAAAACAAAUUCUGGGGGAAGUCGAUGGAGAUUCUCCCGAUCGGGACGGUGAACGUCAUGCUGCCAAGGUUCGGGGACCACUAUGAGUGGAACAAGGUCACCACCUGCGUACACAACAUCCUGAGCGGCAGACGCUGGAUCGAGCACUACGGCGAGAUCACCAUCAGGAACACCAAGAGCAGCGCUUGCCUGUGCAAACUCACCUUUGUCAAGGGAAACUACUGGAGCUCUAACGUGAACGAGGUGCAGGGCUUUGUGAUGGACCAGGAAGGGAAAGUCGUCCAUCGGCUGUUUGGCAAGUGGCACGAGGGCCUCUACUGUGGCGUUCCACCCUCUGCCAAAUGCGUCUGGAGGCCAGGUUCCAUGCCCACAGACUACGAGCUGUACUAUGGCUUCACCAGGUUCGCUAUUGAGCUCAAUGAGCUCUGUCCAGAGUUAAAAGAUGCCCUGCCGCCCACAGACGCCAGAUUUCGACCCGAUCAAAGGCACCUGGAGGAGGGGAACCUGGAGAUGGCGUCGUCGGAGAAGCAGCGCAUCGAAGACCUGCAGCGUGUCCGCAGGAAGUGGAACGAGGACAACAACAUCAGACCCCAGCCUCGCUUCUUCAGGAAAGUGGUGGACGCCAACCAGAGAGAGAGGUGGGUUUCUAACAACACCUACUGGGACUUGCGCAAGAACCCUGGCUUCAUCAACAUGGAGUACACGUUAGCCCUGUGGUAGCACAGGGCGCCGUGGAGUCGAGGAAGCGGUUGGCCCCGGCGUGCGUCGCACUGCGGGAGAGGAUCAGCGAGGCCUGCUGUCUAUGCACAAUCCGUCACAGUGAUCACCGCUUUUGCGUGGCAGAACUCAGACGUGCAUGGAAGGACGGGACCGCGAGCCCCCCAGCCCGGACCUCGCCGCGUUGCCCCGGCGACCGCCUCCCUCUCCCGGAACCCGGAGAGGAAGGCGGGGGGCGGGUUCAGUGGCGAGGUCAUCCUGGUCGUCCAUCCAUGGAAGCGUCCGCUGCCAGGACACCCCCCCCCCCCUCACCCCCCCCCCCUCCUCAUUGUGUGUGUGUAAGAUGCUGGGGUUUCCAUGGCGACGGAGUCGGUGUAGACCGUGUCCGGAGCAGUUUUAACUUUUGAGUCUUUGCCUUAACAAGUCACCCGUCACAGACACACACACACACACACACACACACACACACACACACACACACACACACACACACACACACACACACACACACACACACACACACACACAUACAUACACCUGCACAAAGACACACACAGACACACACACACUUGUGCGCACAGCUCAACUCACACACACACACACACACACACACACACACACACACGGUUUUAAAGUGAAAAGCUUUUUUCCUUUCUCAGAAGCGUUUUCGUUUAGAUGAUGAUUUGACCUUUGAUUACCUAAUGUAUGUAUCAUGCACACACACACACACACACACACACACACACACACACACACACACACACACACACACACACACACAUACAUACACCUGCACAAAGACACACACAGACACACACACACUUGUGCGCACAGCUCAACUCACACACACACACACACACACACACACACACACACACACACGGUUUUAAAGUGAAAAGCUUUUUUCCUUUCUCAGAAGCGUUUUCGUUUAGAUGAUGAUUUGACCUUUGAUUACCUAAUGUAUGUAUCAUGCAUGUUUAGAGUGCAGCUUUCGUUGGCACUUACCGCCAUACUAUACAUAUUAUACCAUAUCAAAGUAAUUUGUUGUAGAAAAAGAGGUAUUUUUGUAAUAUAUACUGGACUCAUAGAUUUACUAAAAAAGGGUAUAGUGGUAAUAAUUUGUUCAUUUAAGCAUUGGUUUGUUAAUUUAAUUUUUUUCAUUUUACUAUUGUUGAUCUGUACCAUAGCAGUACGCUCUCUUGGGCAGAGAUCAGUUUGAGGCGUGUCGGGAAUUGACAGAUUUAAUGUCAUUUUAGAAGGCACCCAUAACAAAUGGUAAUUCUGAGAAAGGCUUUGACUGUCCUUGUAGAAGACUUUUCCGGCAUACGUUGUGUCUUCAUUAUAGAAGUGUUGUGUCAAUAGGAAAAAGAUUAUAUAAUAUACAGACAUAUCACUCCUCAUCACACUGGUGGUUUAAACCUAGCUUAUCCUCACAGUUAUAUGUUUCAACACACAAACAAAGCCCCCUUUCCAAAGCAUGUGUAGAUAGAUCAUCUAUAUCAGACACAUAAACACACACACACACACACACACACACACACACACACACACACACACACACACACACACACACACACACACACACACACACACACAGUUGUCCAGUCCCAUUUCCUCCUGUACGUUAUUAUAUACAGAGAAAAAACUAAUCAACAUUAACGAAGCAUUCUGUGACACAUGGAUAUGCACAAUGGAAAACAAAGUAUAGCUAGAGUUGGAAGACGUGAUGCGCGCGGGUUCCCCAGCCAACGCACUCUGCUGGUCAUCAUCACUGUUGAUGACAUCAACAGCUACUAUAGCUUUUCCCGCCACUUCAAAAAGGGACGUAGAGUAGAUAUCUGCCCCCUAAUCUUAGUUAUUGAAACGACAACCAUUCGUGUGUCAUUCAAACGUAUUCAGUUUCCCAAAUAUUGUAGACACUGAAGCCAAAGACCUUGAGGAGAUAUAUAUAGGUCUAUAUGUGUGUAUGUGUGCAUAUAUAUAUAUAUAUAUAUAUAUAUAUAUAUAUAUAUAUAUAUAUAUAUAUAUAUAUAUAUAUAUAUAAACGCAAACCUACAGAGAAUGUACUGCUAUGACCAUGGGCCUCAAAGCACUAACUUAUUUUUUUCUUAUUAUAGGUUUCUAGAUCAAUUGCAAAGCAUAUCAGAGUUCAUAUUUUGCGUCAGUGUAGUCGUAUAUGUUUUCAUCACGCACUUCAGAUUGAUCCCCAGGCCAAGACUGUAUACACACUCAUGUACAGUGCAUUGUGCAUUUGGGUGAAAACAUGAGAACAAUUGUGAUUUCCUUUAAACCAACGGGGCAAAAUCUACAAAAAGGGUCAUACAGACAUACGGUAUAUACUGCGAUCGAAACCUGUAAAAUAAAUAUGUAGAAUUUGAAAACGAUAUAACGCAUAAAAUCAACCCUGCGCACAGUUCACACUUGCACUGUGUCGACGCCAAAACCAAAAGUUACACAGCUUAUGCAGCGUCCAUGUUCUGCGGGUACACUUGCUGUUCACGGUAUCUCUAGUCUCUCCUGGUCACCUGCUUAAUGCUCCUACGACUCGUCAGCAUCGAUUCCACUUGCUGUGCCUUAACGCAUUUUUAUCAAUGCCUCACGUACACUACUGACCAGAAAGCCCUCUCCCGCCACCCGCCCAUGGCAAGAAGAUAUGCCCCUAGCGCUCCAGCCCUGCACAACAUGCGUAAAAACCCCCCUCCGGGGAUAAUUAACUGGGAAAAAAAAGGACAAGCUGUGGACAGAAUGUAACGGCACCGAAGUCUGUAAAGUACAUACAAAAGAAGAAGAAAAUCAGACACUGGAUGUCUCGCUUAAGAUGGCAAAGAAUUGUUUAUUUGACUGUAAUAUGCUUGCGUAUUAAAGAUGUUCCUCAUUCCGUUUGCCCCACAAGUAACAGAUGCGCUUAUUGUCGAUAACUGCAAUUACAAUACAUUUACACACGGGGGUGAUAUUAAAAUAAAAAAAUAAAGGCCUAACUGACAAAGUAAAUGUUUUUGAAACGUAAUGGGUUAUUCCGAUUAUUUUUUUUCCGGGAAGAAAUUGUAUUGCUUAGUGUGUGGUGUCGUAGAACCUCUGAACUUUGUUCCAUAGAAAAAAGAAAACGUCCUGAAGCUCUUGAUCACUGUAGGCCAGGCCAUGACCCAAUGACCCCUCUCAGAAGAUGCCCACCCGUUCUCCUCCCUGCAUGUUGAACCGCCUGCCAAUGAAUGUUGCAAAAGCCUUACGAAAGGUUUCCUUUCCCUGACUGGGUCUUUAGUUUGACGGACAGACGCGUGGGCCUAUCGCGAGGUGCCGUCGUCGAGGUUCUCAGAAUCCAUUCUCCAAUGGGUACCUUCUGAAGUGCAAUUUUAAGAAGUACAUAUCUCUCCACGAACACGGUACUCUGCUGCUACAUAGUGCUUGUUUUAAUAAAACUUCAAAACUUG